This is a messenger RNA of Etheostoma cragini (Arkansas darter), 4011 nucleotides long. It is a transcript of the gene zcchc2, whose product is annotated as zinc finger, CCHC domain containing 2. The transcript has 12 exons. Gene Ontology annotation, molecular function: nucleic acid binding; zinc ion binding. Bases 214 to 3627 code for a protein of 1137 amino acids. The record is from RefSeq and is a predicted model, not a curated record. Lineage: Eukaryota; Metazoa; Chordata; Actinopteri; Perciformes; Percidae.
CGUCAUAAAACCAGAAGAAGAAGAAGAGGCGUAAACGAAGAAGAAUGUAACGUAGGAAAAAGCUACAGUAUUAUCGUCGCGUCAGAUGAUUAGCUAAUAGUAAAACACUGUAAAACGACUGACAGUCCAUCUCCCUUUUCAGCCUUACGUAACGGUCAGCAAUGAAUAUUACUCCGUUAUUUACACUUUGAAGCCUUUCUCGCAGCGCUGAUAAUGCUGAAAAUGAAGCUACCGCUGAAAACGGGCGAGGAAGGAGGCGACGAAACGGCCGAGGACGAUUCAUUGGAUCAGUCGGAGCACCAACAUAUUCCCAGGGUGGUACCUCCUUCGGUGUUCGGUGGACUGGCAGACUUGCCCAGACCUAGUUUGUAUCCAUCCCAGCUGGACAAGGAAACUGUUUUCGAGUGGUUUGGCCUACAUUUAAACCCCGCUAAGCGAAUUGAAUUCAUGUGCGGGCUGUUACAUAUGUGCCAACCACUGGAGCUCCGCUUUUUAGGAUCUUACUUAGAGGAUCUCGCUAGGAAAGAUUACCAUGUUUUAAGAGACUUUGAGUUUCGGGCGAAUAGUCCAAGUGAUUUGGGAGUUUUAACGGACGUUAUUGAUCCAGUGGUUAGGUCCAAACUCCUGGUCUGCCUGUCCCUCCUCGGGUCUGAAAGCAGGGAAUGUGCUGGAAUACUCUUUCGGAUACUGAGCCAUGUAGAUCCGGCCUUGUUCUACAAACAAUAUGAUUACACCCUCCCUUCAUUCAUGGACCCUCACCACCACUCGUUUCAUCCACCAUGCCCUGACAAUGUGUACGGCCGGUCUGAGCAGACCUGCGGCUUCUCCACUAACGAAACAGCGGCAGGACCUCUGGAGCAGUUGUCGCUGCUUUUUGCCAUGGCCUCUCUCCACCCAGCUUUCCAUUUCCACCAGCGGGAGAUGGUCCGGGGUCAGCUUGAAAAAAUAGAGCUUGCCAUACAGGAGGAGAGACGUCAAAGUCAGCUUAGAAUAAACGCCCAGAUAACGGAUCUCACAGGUCAGGAGAGCAAUUACCUGCCUUCCCCAGCCCUGGGUUUGGGGGAAUGUACAGCCUCCCAUUCUCCUUGCCAGAGUCGAUGCUCCAGCUGCUGGACAACACAAAGAGAAGCAGUGCAUAUAGAGGGAAUUGUGCUCAGGAGCAUCUCUCGGACCAGGAUAGACAAGGAAUACAACUUUGAGGUAGGUAACACCCUAAUAUUCCCUGUUUCUUUGUAUCAGUCUGUUAUAGUGUUCAAUUAUUGUCAUUGUUCGGUUUUUUUCUCGCAGCUUCCUAAGGAUCAGUGUACUGAGUCUUUUGAGAAGAGCAUCCUGAGGCUUUUGAACCAGGGGGACCGGAAAGAGAGCAGGGAGGUGGAGAAGAACCUCAGGGAAAGGUUCCUGUCUGCUCCUCCAGUCUUCAGACAGACCAGAAAGGUCUGCAGCUUCUUCAAUUGUGACUCCACUUACUCUACAAAACCUACUUGCUGCAGAUGUAACUGCCAGCGGGGUAAGGCCUACCAAGGAGACUGUUCUGAUGCCUCCAGUCAGGAGGAAGGUAAGAAGAAAUGUACUUAUUUGAUUAUUCCACUCAUUUCCCAGUGUUAUUCUCUGUGGACAGAAGAAGUGGCAAGGGGAGAGCAGCAAACAGGGACAAAAGAAAUGCCCAAGAGCAUAAAGCACCAGGACACCGAGAAGAGAAGCCAUCCAGUCACUAAAACAAAGAAAAGGGGCCUGCCCUCAGACAGGGACAAGGGGAAGGGUGCUGCCUUUAUAGCCAAUGGUAGGUUGGAACCAUCUCUGUCGCCUCAGAGGACGAAUGGAGGUUUUGGUCCAGAUACCUUUGGUGACACAUCAUCAGAAAGCUACAGCUCUCCAUCCAGCCCCCAACAGAGAGGACAAGAGAGCCUGGAUAGUGAGGACGACAACAACAAAGACACAGACAGCCACUCUGAUGACUCCAGCAAAGGCCCUGGCCCUGAUAUGUUCUUCGCCCAUCAGACUGAUCAAACUGUGGUUGGGGAGGUAUCCUCUGUCCACCCUCUGUCAGCCGAAACCCACCCGGGUCAGACGGAGCAACUCUUCUUAGGGCCCACCACAAAACUCCCCCCUCUCACCUUCAUGAGUCCUUAUGUGCUCCCUAACGGUGCUGCUGACUCUCCACUUCCACUGGUCCCUCCUCCGAGCCAAAGCAUCGUCCCCGACAGGAAGCCCUCAUCAGGGACCCUGAUGAUGCCGAUGCCCCUAGUACCUCCUGUCCCAGGCCCUGGAAUUGUUGGAGAACCAGAAAAGAGAGACAUGCUCACAACCUUUGGGAUCCCACCUAUUGGCCUCCACCCUUCAGGGAGUCCUGCUGUGCAGCCUCUGGUUCAGAGGUUCAAAACGGCUUUUCCUCCGUGUCAAAGUGGCACUGAUGGAGCUUCAGGGAGUGGUUCUAAUCCUGCUGCCUUGCAGGCUUCACACCCGGCCCCUGUUAGAGCCAUUGUUGUCAUGUCUCCUGGCCCCACAUCAUACUCCUCUCCUCUUCAUCAGUCUCUGCCCUGCCAAGACUCGUCCAGUGUCACUUCAGGCCUGGCCUCCUCUCUGCCGCAUGUGGAGACUCCACAUGCCAAGCACCCUGGCUUACCCUUACCAGCUGGACUGCCUUCUCCCUACACCCUCCCCCCUGUCCCCACCUCUGGCAUGCCUACUGUAGGAGCCCCUGCACCUUCUGGAAUACCUCCAUCCCCUGGACAUGUACAACCGGCUCUUCCUCUAGCCGUGCCCACCCACACCCCUGGACCUGCCCCCAGCCCAAGCCCAGCGCUCAUGCACAGCACGGCCCACACUGACUGUACAUCCUUCAGCAACAGCAGUGCUUCCUGUGGAAGUAACCCUGUUGCCCAUGCCAACCCUAUUCCUCUUCAGCAAACCCAGCAGCAACAAUUGCCCCCCCAGCAGUCAACACCACCACAACAGCAGCAGCAACCAAUGGGCUGCGGGACCUGUGGUUGUCACAACAACUGCGGUGCCCGAGGCAGCAACACUAGCAACAGUGUGAGUGGUGUCCCUGGCUGCCAGGCAACGUUGUACUUCUCCCACCAGAUGGCGGCAGCAGCACGGCAGGUGUUCAGCGUUCCUCCGCCUCUCUUCCAGCUCACCAGCCUGUGCAGUAACAGUUACCUCACCCAGGCUCAGCCUCCUCACCAGGCCAACGGUGCUGCCACCCUCCCCCCCUUCUUCCCCACUGGUCCACCUCCGGCACACCCGUCCCCCUACGGCCCCCUCCACACUCACUCUCACAGCCACGCAGACGUGCCAUCACAUAUGCUGGCCAACCAGGCUGCUGCCGUGGCGGCCGCCGCAGCCGCAAAUUACAACCUCCAGCAGCAGAUGGCCCCGGCUGCAUCGUUUUGCCAGCGUGUCUACCAGCAAAUGUACGCAAAUCCCAUGGGGAUGCUGCCUGCUGCUGCACUUGGGGGAGGUGGAGUAAAUAAGAAGAGUGGCAAUGUGUCCUGUUAUAACUGUGGUGUGAAUGGCCACUACGCUCACGACUGCAACCAACCCUCCAUAGACUCCACACAGCAAGGUGGUUUCCGGUUAAAGUACGCGGCCCCCCACAUUUCAGAAGCACUUGACAAUGCCGACUGAAGAAGAAAGGAGGAAGAAGAGUCACUGGUUUCUUCCUCUGGUCUCGUGUCCACGGUGACGACCGCCUGUUCUUCCCCAGGCCCUGUGUGUGUGUGUGUGAGCAGUGCACCGGAGCUUCUGUGUACUUCAGGAAAGAAAAAAACUAAACACAGUCUCAAAAAGAAAGUGACCUGCCAAGGGCUCAGUGGACAAAGCCUAAGUACUUGUGCCUGAGAAAAUCUUGUUCCCAUGGAGACGGUCUUGUGUACACCAACAGUCCACGUGACUCCUGGUUCCUUCCUUUUUAGUCUGUCUUUGAUAUUUUUGCACUGAGAUUUGGAAACGAUUAACUUAUUACUUAAUUAUUUGGAAUUUUGAGGAUUGUUUGUGUUUUUACAUUAAGUU